Molecule: messenger RNA, 876 nt
Organism: Mycotypha africana
Lineage: Eukaryota; Fungi; Mucoromycota; Mucoromycetes; Mucorales; Mycotyphaceae
Exons: 3
Coding region: 1-876 (291 amino acids)
Source: RefSeq, a predicted model, not a curated record
AUGAUCAUCCCGCUGUCCUCCAUGUCUGGUAUCGAUACAGUGGCUGCUACCUCUCUCUAUUCGUUCGACCUAAAGCUAUUUGGUCUCUUCUUUCUCGUCUUUUAUAUUAUACCGUAUCCCAUGUAUCGAUGUGUAGCGCACUAUCUGAAAUGGGAGCUCAACGUCAAAUCGUUAGCACGCCACUGGCAGGACCUCUUUGAUGGACUUAAUUAUGACUUGAUCCUGUUUAUAUUUGGCAAUUACACGUUCACAAUGCACUGGAUUACCAUAGCUGCUUUCUUUCCCUCUUUAUUUAUUUAUGGCCAAAUAGCGGAACUACCGGCUACAAAGACCUCCUUGCCUAACAUUAACCAAUGGCCUAAAGGAAUGUGGGUUGUCUUUCUCAUUGCGUUGAGAGGUUAUCUUCAUAGCAUCAUUCUGGCUUUUGCUGGUUAUCAUAUUUAUCUGGCUUGUCAAUUUUCUUUACCCUUUGUCAUUAUCUAUGUUUCGUGUUUGAGCAUUCCAGCGACGAUCCUUUUUUCGGCGUUCUUGCUUGCAAAGGAAGUGAACACAAACUGGCUUAGAACCAAAUUCUAUUUUGUCUUUCGUAAAAAACAAGCUAUCGACAAUGAGAGUGGUAAUCACCAUACGAGCACUCCCAUAGCGGAUGAAGCGACCAGUUUACUACCUACGACACAUGUCUCUACGCUACCCAAUCCAUACACUUACAAAAUCACUAUUCAUCUCCAUCAUUGGCAAAUAUUCUACGUAUUAGCGUUUUUUACUCGAUUCCAACAUCCUGUCUCACAAAUAGGCGCUGGUAUCGUUUUGGCGUGUUACAUGGAAGGCAUUUGUGCAUAUGGUUAUGAUAAACUGGUGAAUGAGGAAGCCAUUUAA